AUGGCAUUCCACAUCCCGGAUUUAGAGGUGAUUGUGGAGCAAGUAAAUCAUUCUAGUGAGACUACAGAUAAAUCUACUAACUGUAUUGAUAAAAGUAGUGGUAUGGACAUUUCAGACGUGCUACAAUCCUCUAAAUGUGUCAUAAACAGCUCUCCCUUGCAGGAUGUAGAAACGUCAGAUUUAGGUGAAAGUGUUGACGAUUUAGAUGCUGAUGACGAUGCUGAUGAUCGCCCUAUAGAUACAGGAUGGGCAUGGAUGGUAGCAUUCGCCUGUAUGAUGAUAGCAACCAUAAUUAUCGGAUAUCUGAUCUGUCUUGGCAUACUAUUCGUGGAGUUUCUAAAGCUCUUCGAUGCUUCAGCAACCUCAACAACUUUGAUAUUUGGUGUAAUGGCAAUUGUCUACUCAUUGUCAUCAUUUAUAUCAAUGCAAGUUCUCCUCAGCCGCUUCUCCAUUCGUCAGGUGAUAUCUUGUGGUGCUAUUAUAACAUCAUUAGGAAUCCUUGGCUCGGUAUUUGCACAAAAUGUUACAGUCUUGAUAUGUACUCAAAGUGUUUUUGUUGGAAUAGGUCAAUCGAUGAUUGUUGGUCCAAAUGUCUUAGCAGUUAGCCAGUAUUUCAGAAAGAGAAGGGCAUUUGCUAUAUCAUUAACUAACAGUGGGAUCAGUUUUGCAACAGUUCUAUUUCCUAUGCUUUGUCGGUUUUUAUUGGAUACCUAUGGUUUACGAGGAACUUUGUUAAUAUUUUGUGGCAUUGAACUCAACAUUGUAGUAUUUAGUCUGCUCAUAAGACCACUGCCACCAAAACCGGGAGAUGGUGGUGCCGGAUUAAAGCAAACAAUAAGUAAUAGAUUGAAGGUGCCGCUGAUGGAGGCGCAUCGGGAAAGAAUCUCUAGAGGUGAUAGAUUAGGCAGUUGGUCAUCCAUAUCAGUAAGCAACGCGAACGCGACUGGUCAGCCAGUUGAGCGGACUCGGUUUGCCUCUAUACUCCACUCAAAGAACCACAUAAACACUACCAGAGAACAGGGAGGCAGUUCUUCAAUUAUUCACAGGUUACAUUUACGUCCUGAAAUCCAAAGCGUCUCGACCAUUAUGGGAAGUAUGGCGUCAAUACCCCAAGUAGAGAAUAUAACUCGAAGGAAUAACUCUGAGUCUAAUAAAGGUUUUCUAGCACUUUUGAAGGGACUGGAUUUUUCUGUGUGUAAACGUCCGUUGUUUCAUCUGAUAACUAUAUCUAGUUGUUGUGGAAUACCUAUUUAUAUAUACCUACAAUAUUUACCUGCUAUUUUUGCUGAGUUCGAAACUUCAGAUGAAGAUGUUCCCAUUUUUCUCUGUAUAAUAGGAGCAUUGGACUUUGUGAGUAGGUUGGCUUUUGGAUAUUUUGCUGAUACAGGACAUGUUAAAAUAUCAACUAUCAUGAUAAUUUCUAUAACAAUAGCUGGUAUCAAUUGUCAACUCAUGACAUUCUAUACAAAUUAUGGAAGUCAGUUUGCAUGUGUCACGAUAUUUGGAAUAUUUUCCAAUAUUUACGGAACAUUUCUACCAGUGUUAUGUACUGAAUUUUUAGGAAUUGAGAAUUUAUCUAAAGCUUUGGGGUUCCUACAGAUAGCUCAUGGUGCUAUAAUCUCUGGUAUCCAUCCCAUUAUAGGAUUAUUAAAAGACACAACAGGGACAUAUAUCAGUUCUUAUCAUUUUAUAGGAGCGUUAGCAAUACUAGCAGCCAUACUUCAUAUACUAGAACCAAUAUUCAGACGUCUUGAUAACAAACAACAAACAGAGAACAAAGAUAUUCAAUUACCCAGAGCAGCACUAUGA
Molecule: messenger RNA, 1809 nt
Organism: Lottia gigantea (owl limpet)
Lineage: Eukaryota; Metazoa; Mollusca; Gastropoda; Lottiidae
Exons: 5
Coding region: 1-1809 (602 amino acids)
Biological process (GO): transmembrane transport; monocarboxylic acid transport
Molecular function (GO): monocarboxylic acid transmembrane transporter activity
Source: RefSeq, a predicted model, not a curated record